Salvelinus namaycush (lake trout) is the source of this 729-nucleotide messenger RNA. Its product is annotated as uroplakin-1a-like. The coding region runs from base 1 to 729 and encodes 242 amino acids. NCBI's taxonomy places the organism in Eukaryota, Metazoa, Chordata, Actinopteri, Salmoniformes, Salmonidae. Gene Ontology annotation, cellular component: membrane. The transcript has 7 exons. The record is from RefSeq and is a predicted model, not a curated record.
AUGAUAGUGCAGCACCAAGACAACCUCCCAGAGUCUGAGGCAGCAGGUCUUGCCCUUUGCGCUCUGGCCAUCUGGGUUGCAGUAGAUGAUUACAAGCUCUACCCAAUAUCUAGUGUGUCGGGGAAAGAUGACAUCUUUGCCGGGGCCUGGAUUGCCAUUUUCACAGGCUUUGCCUUCUUCUGCAUGUGUGUCUUUGGUAUCUUGGCUGCUGCGAUGAAGAGCCGUGCCUUAAUGCUAACAUAUCUGAUCCUGAUGUUGAUCAUCUACAUAUUUGAGUGUGCCUCAUGUAUCACUGCAGUCACCAACAGAGAUUAUCUGGUUGGAAACAGUAAUCUGGUGAAGAAGCAGAUGCUGAAGUACUAUGCAGCCGACGGUGACUCUGGCAGUCGGAUCACACUGACAUGGAACAAAGUGAUGAAAGAGGUGGAGUGUUGUGGAACAGAUGGCCCAGUGGACUGGAUAGAGUACAACUCCACCUUCAGGGAGAAGUUUGGUACAGACUACCCCUGGCCCACACACUGCUGCAAGAGGAAGAACAACUACGAGGUGGUGAAUGUAGAGGCCUGCAAGAACGGCCAGAACACCACCAUGUUCACUAAGGGCUGCUUCAACCACAUUGAGUCUGUGUUCAGUCGAUAUACAUGGGCUAUCAGUUGGUAUGGUUUCGCUGUGCUAAUGUUUAUGUUCUGUCUGUUGAUCCUGGCAAUGGUGUACUACCUGAUUCUGUGA